This is a messenger RNA of Glycine soja, 1454 nucleotides long. Its product is annotated as glyceraldehyde-3-phosphate dehydrogenase GAPC1, cytosolic. The record is from RefSeq and is a predicted model, not a curated record. The transcript has 12 exons. Gene Ontology annotation, molecular function: NAD binding; oxidoreductase activity, acting on the aldehyde or oxo group of donors, NAD or NADP as acceptor; NADP binding. The coding region runs from base 147 to 1169 and encodes 340 amino acids. Gene Ontology annotation, biological process: glucose metabolic process. Lineage: Eukaryota; Viridiplantae; Streptophyta; Magnoliopsida; Fabales; Fabaceae.
AAAAACGGUCAUGUCAUGACCCCUCACGUGACCUUCAGACACAACCCCUUUAAAUACCCCUCCUUAACCCCUUCUUUGCCUCACCAAAUCACGCUCUCUAAUAACAUUUCUAAUCUCAUUCUCCUUCUGUUCAAACACUCUCUCUCAUGGCAUCAGAUAAGAAGAUUAGGAUCGGCAUCAACGGGUUUGGAAGGAUUGGCCGUUUGGUGGCCAGGGUUGCCCUUCAAAGGAAUGAUGUUGAACUUGUUGCUGUCAACGAUCCUUUCAUCACCACUGAUUACAUGACAUACAUGUUCAAGUACGACACCGUUCAUGGCCAGUGGAAGCAUUUUGAUGUGAAGGUGAAGGACUCUAAGACCCUUCUCUUUGGUGAGAAGCCCGUCACCGUUUUUGGAAUCAGGAACCCUGAGGAAAUUCCAUGGGGUGAGGUUGGUGCUGAUUAUGUUGUUGAGUCAACUGGUGUAUUCACUGACAAGGACAAGGCUGCUGCUCACUUGAAGGGUGGUGCCAAGAAGGUUGUCAUCUCUGCCCCAAGCAAAGAUGCACCCAUGUUUGUUGUUGGUGUUAACGAGAAGGAGUACAAGCCAGAGCUUGACAUUGUUUCCAAUGCUAGCUGCACUACCAAUUGUCUUGCUCCCCUCGCCAAGGUUAUCAACGACCGAUUUGGAAUUGUGGAGGGUCUUAUGACCACUGUUCAUGCCAUCACAGCUACUCAGAAGACUGUUGAUGGUCCAUCAAACAAGGACUGGAGGGGUGGAAGAGCUGCUUCCUUCAAUAUAAUUCCCAGCAGCACUGGAGCUGCUAAGGCUGUAGGAAAAGUUCUUCCAGCACUGAAUGGUAAAUUGACUGGCAUGUCCUUCCGAGUCCCCACUGUAGAUGUUUCAGUUGUUGACCUCACUGUCAGGCUAGAGAAGCCAGCAACCUAUGAGCAAAUCAAAUCUGCUAUCAAGGAGGAAUCAGAGGGCAAAUUGAAGGGUAUUUUGGGUUACACCGAAGAUGAUGUUGUGUCUACUGAUUUUGUUGGUGAUAACAGGUCUAGCAUAUUUGACGCCAAGGCCGGAAUUUCUUUGAAUGACAACUUUGUAAAACUUGUUUCCUGGUAUGACAACGAAUGGGGUUACAGUUCCCGUGUGAUUGAUUUGAUUGUCCACAUUGCAUCCGUGGCUUAAAGAAUUGAGUCUGAGCUUGGAUAUCAUCGCUACACCGUUCCAAAUUUUUAUCUUAAUCGAGUUUAUUUUAGUGUGAAUUCGGAAUAAACACUUUGUGUUGCUGUGAGAGAUAUCAUUGAAAAACAGUGCAAUAUGUUGAGUUGGUAGACGGCCUUAUAGGUUUUUCCUCUCGUAAGGGACGAUUGACUAUUCUGUUUCGUUAUCAUAAUCAUCUAGUAUAAGCAACAUUUUGUUUUCCACGUCUCUUUGUUAUAAUUAAGUUAAUAAUAUAAUAUUGUUAACAUA